Kuraishia capsulata CBS 1993 is the source of this 597-nucleotide messenger RNA. RefSeq lists its product as uncharacterized. Gene Ontology annotation, biological process: DNA recombination; positive regulation of mitochondrial DNA replication. Gene Ontology annotation, molecular function: structural constituent of ribosome; single-stranded DNA binding; DNA strand exchange activity. The coding region runs from base 1 to 597 and encodes 198 amino acids. Gene Ontology annotation, cellular component: mitochondrial large ribosomal subunit; nucleus. The record is from RefSeq and is a predicted model, not a curated record. NCBI's taxonomy places the organism in Eukaryota, Fungi, Ascomycota, Pichiomycetes, Pichiales, Pichiaceae. The transcript has 2 exons.
AUGUCCAACAAAUUUCGUUCUGUCAAGUGGCUGGUGAACAACAACUACGCGCCGCAGGUGUAUCUAUUCAGAAAUAUCGAGUCUGGCCAGGUUGCCUACUCUCAGCUUCCUCACAUCAACACAUAUCAACUCAAGACCCAAUGGUGGCGCCCUAACUGGGAAAACCGCAAACCAUCUAAACGGCGUGACAUUUGGAGGGUGAUGGCCGUGGCCACAUUCGAAGACCAUGAAAAGGCUUUGAAAGCCUACAACGCCCUGGUCGAGUUGAGAUAUAUGAGAGAGGUGACCAAAAGAAAAGAAGCAGAAUCACUCCGUAAACGCAACAGUGAUGGAAAUAUCUGGUAUUACGCCCAAUAUAGGCCCACGUACUCGAUGGAGUCAGUGGCCGACUUAUCAGAGGUCAUAGACCAGUUCAAGUUCAAGACCAAGAUUCACUGGGAAGAUAUAUGGAGGAAAGGAGAAGACAAGCAUUGGAGCGCAGAGCUAGCUGAGCAUAUCGAAUUGCCCAAGUUCAAUCCCAGAGAACGGUUUGCUGUGCUGGAUCAAUUGAGAGAGGAAACCUUGAGGGAAGCGAAGGAAACGAAGGAGAUUGUUUAG